ACUCUGAGCUUAGGUAGUAAAAAAUACCGCAGCUCUAGUGUCCGUUCACCACGAAGGUUCGCAAGACACUGCUUCUUCCACUUUAGCGGCAACAGCUAACGCCAACAAGCUGCCGUACAAGAUCAACAACAACCUUCACGCGAAUGCGCAAGCGCAUUUGUACCCGCUUUUUAACGGAGUGGCGCCCAGAAUUAUCACCGUGGUCACCGUGUUACCAUUAGUGACGGUGUGGUGGAAGGCAGAACAACCACUAUCAGCCAUCGAAAGUCCGAGACGCGGACGGAGGAGGUCGGGGUCACGGACACGAACACGAACCCGGCGGAUCACAUGGCGUUGCUGGAGCGUUUUUGAUCGAGAACGAACAGGUAGGUUCGGUAGGAUGAAUAAGUAGUUAGGUUUAGAUUCACGAGUUGAACUUUUUUUUUUCUCCUCUCAGGGGGGUACUUCAAAGGUACCAGGUAACCGUUGCCGUAUCAUCGCCGGUCAGCUCCAAAGCAUCAAGCAACCCGACGACACCACCUUCCGGAAGUUCGCAUACUAUUCUGUAGCAGCAGCAACAACAACAGCAGUCUCAUUUCGCAUCCGAUGGCGGGAUUACCUUCGGAGCGGGCUAGCCGUAUGCAACACCUCGUCCAAGAUUCGAUCAAUUGGAUAGAACAACUCUAGAGACUAUGGUAGUAUGAUGAACUCGCACAAUCAUCCACCACCGAAGAUGGGAAGUUCGCGUCGCCACCACAGUCAAUGUUCGACGCGUUGGCAUCCCGAAACCAAAGUCACAUUGAACUUGCGAAAGCGGCCGCGGUUGACCCCGGCGAUUGCACCAUCGCAGAACCAUCAAUUGGCAGCGCCGAGAAGCAAGCUAUCCUCGUAGAACCAGUUCAGUAUCAUCCCGAACCAAUCGGAAAGUACCAGAAUCUACUACCGAACGGAGGAAGUGGCAGUAACUGGGUCACAAACCUGGUGCAGGAUUUUAAACCCCGAAGCGCGGAUGAGCCUGCUGCUGUUGCGCUGCGGCAGGAGUUUGGAGACUUUGAGGCGGCCUUUGGGACGCAGCAGGCGAACAAACUAGCUUCCGGCGGAGUGGUCUCAAGAAGGAUUUGUUCUGUGGAUUGAGUCCAAGAAGCGGUUCGCCUGCAACGUUGUUCGGAAGGAUGUUACAGCCGACCUUUGCGUCAGCGCCGCGUGCCAACGACUCGCUGUCAGUCCUGAGCGAACUUUCGCUGGGCAGUACCAACGCUGGCGCCGAGUUGACCUGGAGUACGCGGGAUCUUCGUCAGUUACUACAGGAGACGCCCGAAAUUCAUUCCGAGGAGGGGUUGGGCGUGUUUGAAAGAGGAUUGGAUGGCUUGGCGGGACCGAGGAUUCCGGAGAAGCUUUUUCGUGUUGAUCGAAAGGAUUUUUGGAGAUACGACGCGGCACUGGCUGCGCUUGGUGAUCUCCACGUCGCACCAGGAUUCGAGUGCAAGUUGAAGAGGGGUCCGGAUGUCGUAGAUCGGUCACGCUACCAGCACCACCAUCAGAACCACCCCGGGUGAACGCGCCAAUCCUAUUCAACAGUACAAAUUGCUCCUCUUCAAUCGCUCGACUGUCCUUCCAGCAGACAGGCAGCUCAUCUUCCACGAAAAAGGAAAGCGGCGGAAUAAACAAUGUCAAGUUCUCCGUCACUGUCGCCGUUGCUCCGAAAAUCCCCCGUAUGGACAAACUCGAUGAAAGUUCCGGAAGAAGCCGCCUUUGAACAACCCGCUGAUUGUGGUUCCAAGCGGGAACUGGAGAAAAACCUACGUCUGCUUCGUCCAUCCCAAAGAUUGCUACCUGAAGACAAGGCUAGACGACCAGAAGGUUGACCACCUGACUUCGGUGCAGUGAAUUGGCCGCGCCAGCCCAAAGUUGGACAAACGCGGGCCAAGCGCGCCCUCGAGAGCUCCAUGUCCUCCCAGCUCGCGGCAAAAAAUACCAACCUAAGCAAGCACAUGCGGGGACGGCCGUCGCAACUCCAAGCCUACGACGAGUUGAACGAGCAGAAUGUUCUCAACAAAUUGUUCAAACUCCCCGCGGAACCCAGCUCCGUCUUCACCACCGGGUACUUCCCACUCGCGCGUAACGUGACAGUCCCCCAGCAGAUCCUGUGAAUUGCCGAAACG
Molecule: messenger RNA, 2141 nt
Organism: Culex pipiens pallens (northern house mosquito)
Lineage: Eukaryota; Metazoa; Arthropoda; Insecta; Diptera; Culicidae
Exons: 3
Coding region: 1152-1535 (127 amino acids)
Source: RefSeq, a predicted model, not a curated record